CUCCGUCUCUUCAAAUUCUUCGCCGCUGUCACACAUCUCUCUCAGUUCUCUCGUCCAGCAGCCGCGAUCAACGGCAGCGACAUCCUCCUCUUCCUGGCUGGCUGCACGGGGCAUCUCGGGGGCGCUGCCGAGCUGUGUUAUAGCUCUCUUUUUUUUGCUAGUGGCACUCCAGGUGUCUGCCCUGUUUCCUGUGUUCUAUCGUGCUUGUCUGCCCUUUCUUCUCGAUCACCAUCAUGGGCCGUGCGCUGCUGGGGCUGGCCCAGCUGCUCGUGCUGGCGCUGGGCAGCGGGGCCCUCGGGGCCGUGAUCAACGUGGAGACGGCCGGGGUAAAGGCCGAUGACAUGAGUUUGGAUCAAUGCAUUGCCAACACGGCCGUGCUGAAUCAGACGCUGGCGGCCCUGCAGCCAUAUGACGUACUCUACUUUCCCAACAGCACGUUCUGCUUCAUGGGCGGCAUCUACGCGCGUGAACUCAAGCACAACGUGAUCAAGAUUGACGGCACCAUGUUCUUCAGCGACAACCAAAAGGUCUGGCCCCGUGACCCUUCGGGCCAAGUGCACGAGUGCAUCCUGAUGGACAAUCUGCACAACGUCACCUUCACCAGCUCCCACCAAGGCCUCAUCAACGGCAACGGCGAGGCUUGGUGGGGCGCCGUCAAGUACCUGGAGAUUGGCGAGAACCGCCCGCGUCUCCUGCACAUUACCAACUCGUCCACGCUCCUCUUCCAGUACCUCUUCUUCAAAAACUCGCCCUACUGGAACGUCCUGCUCGACGACGUGGCCGACGUCGAGAUCCAUGACUGCCGCGUGGAUGCCCGCCGCGACAACGCCGACUUCCACGAUCUCUACGACAUGACCGCCUUCAACACGGACGGCUUUGACGUGGCCGGCAAGAACAUUUACAUCCACGAUGUGGACAUUUGGAACGACGAUGACUGCAUCGCCGUCAAGGAGCAGACGGGCGCCUCCCACCAGUCCACCUGCAGCGAGAACAUGCUCUUUGAGCGCAUCAACGCCUCGGGCGUCGGCCUGACCAUCGGCUCGAUCGGCGCCAGCGACGCGCACACCUGCGUGCGCAACAUCACCUUUCGCGACUCGGUCAUGUAUGACACCUUCAAGGGCAUCUACUUGAAUGGCCCAUUUGGAUCGGCCCCCAGCAGGCGGGCUACGCUGAUGCCUGCUCCCUGCUUUGGCCCGAGGACCCCUUGA
Molecule: messenger RNA, 1208 nt
Organism: Monosiga brevicollis MX1
Lineage: Eukaryota; Choanoflagellata; Craspedida; Salpingoecidae
Exons: 2
Coding region: 234-1208 (324 amino acids)
Biological process (GO): carbohydrate metabolic process
Molecular function (GO): polygalacturonase activity
Source: RefSeq, a predicted model, not a curated record